AUGGAAACCUCGACGUACGACCCAUGCCUUCUUAUCUUAAAGCUAGGAGACGACGAAUUUGGACUUGUGGGAAUGCAAACGGACGACACACUUCUUAUCUGUAUAGAAAAGUUCUCCAGAGGUGAACAAGCCGCGUUGCAAGAGGCAAGCUUUAAAGCAAAGCCAAAAACACGACUCUCGGAGACCAAGCCUCUAGAAUUCAAUGGUGCAAGAAUUACCCUGCAGAAUGGCAUUAAGUAUGUCGAACAACGCGCACGGGGAGCCUAUCUGGCUUCGAUCUGCCAACCUGAAGCUGCGUAUGACUUGGCCGUGGCCGCUCAGCUGCAAGAGAAGGAUCGCUCCGAUUCUGAUUAUGAGGCGUUGAAUAAACGUCUCAUAUGGCAGGCCCAGAAUCCAGAGAGAGGGCUCCGUUAUGUGCCUCUCAACCUCGCCAAAGCCAGGAUUAUGGUUUUUACUGAUGGAUCCUUUGCCAAUAACCGGGAUUUGACUUCCCAAAUCGGAUUCCUGAUUACCAUGGUCAACGAAGACUUCUCGCAGCAAGGCCGCUUCGUCGCCACUGGCAACAUCUUGCAUUGGCAAUCAGCAAAGUGUAAACGCGUUAUACGGAGUGUACUAGCCUCUGAGGUCUAUGGCCUUACAGCUGGAUUUGACCAUGCGUUCACUAUUGCCAGUACCACCAAAAUGAUCACUAGUCGUCUGGACCUACCGGCAAUGCCUGUAAUUAUUUGUACGGAUUCAUUUUCGCUUUAUGAAUGCCUCGGUAAGCUUGGGACCACCAAAGAGAAACGCCUCAUGAUCGAUAUCAUGGCACUUCGUCAAUCUUAUGAGAAGCACGAGAUCCACGAGAUCCGUUGGAUCCAUGGAGACGAUAACCCGGCCGACGCUUUUACGAAGUCAAGCCCUAACAAGGCCCUACGGGACCUUGUUGACAGCAAUAAGCUGACAGUUCGUGUUGAAGGCUUCGUUGAGAGAACCGGGAGCGAUUAG
Molecule: messenger RNA, 987 nt
Organism: Talaromyces stipitatus ATCC 10500
Lineage: Eukaryota; Fungi; Ascomycota; Eurotiomycetes; Eurotiales; Trichocomaceae
Exons: 2
Coding region: 1-987 (328 amino acids)
Molecular function (GO): nucleic acid binding
Source: RefSeq, a predicted model, not a curated record